AUGUAUUCUCUGAUACUCCAUGGAAGAAGGUCGCUCGAGCUGCAGAAAUGGCGUAAUCUGAGAGUUUCAGUGAAAUUUCUGCAAAAUGAAUCUGCUUUCUCCAGCUCGUCCUCCUCUGCGAAUGUGAGCCCUCAAGGAAACAAUUUCACCGUCUCUUACCUAGUCGAAUCACUGGGUUUAACUACAAAACUCGCAGAAUCGAUCUCACGGAGAGUCUGCUUCGAAGACAAGGCAAAUCCGGAUUCCGUUCUAAAUCUUCUCACAAGUCAUGGCUUCGAAGAGUCUCAAAUCUCCAAAAUCAUCACUACUUACCCACGAUUGCUCAUAGAAGAUGCAGAGACAUCUCUUCGUCCCAAGCUUCAGGCUCUCCUGUCGCGAGGCGCUUCAAGCUCAGAGCUCGCCGAGAUUGUUUCGAGAGUUCCGAAAAUCUUGGAAAAGAGAAAAGGAAAAUCUAUAAACUUGUACUAUGAUUCCGUCAGAGACAUUAUGCAGGACGGUGAGUUAUGUGAUUCUAAGCCUGUGAAUAGGAUCCGAAACAUAUCGGUGUUGAGAGAAUUGGGUGUGCCUCAGAAGCUCUUGUUCUCACUGCUCAUCUCCAAUUGCCAACCUGUUUGCGGGAAAGAGAGAUUCGACGAAAGCCUCAAGAGAGUCGUCGAAAUGGGUUUUGAUCCGACCAAGUUGAAGUUUGUGGAAGCUCUUCACGUAGUCUACGAAAUGAGCGACAAGACGAUACAGGAGAAAGUAAACGUGUAUAAAAGGCUAGGGUUUAGUGAGAAAGAUGUGUGGAGGAUUUUCAAGAAGUGGCCUUACUCUCUGAAAUUCUCUGAGAGGAAGAUAAAGCAGACGGUUGAGACCUUGAAGAAGUGUGGUCUGGUGGAGGAAGAGGUUCUCUCGGUGUUGAAGACUCGUCCGCAGUGCAUUCGGUCUUCGGAGCAGAAGAUAUUGGAGACCGUUGAAACGUUUCUUGGGUUAGGUGUCAGCAGAGAUGAGUUUAAGACGAUGAUCAAGCGGUUUCCUCAUUGCAUUGCGUACUCUGCGGAGUCGAUGAAGAAGAAGUUUGAGUUUCUGGUGGAGAAGAUGGAUUGGCCACUAGAGGAUUUGGUUUUGAUCCCAACGAUAAUUGGAUACAGCAUGGAGAAGAGGAUUGUGCCGAGGUGUAACGUGAUCAAAGCCCUCAUGUCGAGAGGAUUGAUCGGGAGUGUAAACCCUCCGAUUUCAUCUGUCUUGAUAUGUAGAGAUGAUGAGUUCUUGAAAAGAUACGUGAUGAAGCACGGCAAGCUCGUGCCUGAGCUGAUGGAUAUCUAUACCGGAGGUCUUGUUUCAUAG
This is a messenger RNA of Microthlaspi erraticum, 1326 nucleotides long. Lineage: Eukaryota; Viridiplantae; Streptophyta; Magnoliopsida; Brassicales; Brassicaceae. The record is from the annotation of a GenBank genome assembly.